Messenger RNA from Strongyloides ratti, 405 nucleotides. RefSeq names its product GNAT domain and Acyl-CoA N-acyltransferase domain-containing protein. The record is from RefSeq and is a predicted model, not a curated record. The coding region runs from base 1 to 405 and encodes 134 amino acids. Lineage: Eukaryota; Metazoa; Nematoda; Chromadorea; Rhabditida; Strongyloididae. Gene Ontology annotation, molecular function: N-acetyltransferase activity. The transcript is spliced from 2 exons.
AUGCCCCAUGAAGUUGAGAUGACAGUUGAAAAACUUCAAUCUGAUUUAAAAAAAGAAGCUUUUUUUUGUUUUAUUGUUACAACAAAAACUGAUGAAGGAAAAAUAGUUCCAGCAGGAAUGAAUCUUUUUUUCUUAGGAUAUUCAACAUGGAAGGGUCAGUUUAUUCAUAUGGAAGAUUUGUAUAUACGACCAAACUAUCGACGUAGUGGAUUAGGAGAAUUUUUAAUCAAACAUCUUGUUGAUUAUGCAUUAUUAAAAAAUAUUAAAAGAAUAGAAUGGGCAGUAUUAGAGUGGAACAUCAAUGCCAUUAAUCUAUAUAAAAAAAUUGGGGCUGUUGAUAUGCAUGAAAAAGAGCAAUGGGUUACAUACAGAUUAUCUGGUGAACAACUAAAAGCUUUAGUUUAA